CAUAUGUGCCGCGUCUCCGGCGAGGGGAAAUGCCGCGCCACAAACGCAGACGUCGGCAGAUACCCUGGGAACGCGCCCAGACCUCCUCUGCCGCAGAGCCGCUUUAAGGUUCUCCCCGCCCGGCCCCGCCGCUCGGCCACCGCUUCCCCGCGGCUCGGGCAUCCCCCGCUGCCGGUCUCGGGAGAGCCCCGCUCCCGACCCCGAGCCCGGCAGCGGGAGCGGGUCCCGGCGCUCCCCGCCCGUCUGUCCGGCUCCCUUCAUUCGCCUGCAGCUCGCCGAGGAGGCUGCAAGAACCACCGCGGGCUCUGCUGCCACCCACGCUGAGCUCCUCCCGCCCCGCAAUCCCGCUUUUCCACAGGGUGAGUCAUUCCACGCCACCUCGAACAGUCACCUAAGAACUUUCAGCCUUUCAAGCCUGCUCUUUUUACUGCGUCACGGUUGGACUUGAUGAUGCUGGAGGUCUUUUCCAGCCUUAAUGAUUCUGUGAUUCCGAUUCAGUGAUCAAGGGAAGAAGCGCAGUCACUUUACGUGUUUUACCCAUUAAACCAAAGGGCCUCAAAUCAGGUGAAGAUGAGUGCUGACGAGAUCCUGGUGUGUGCAGUAAAACUUGGAAAAAACCUCUGCCUCUAUUUUAUUGACGACGAUGAGCUGGAAUGUGAUGCCUUUUGCAAGGAAAAGGCUCUGCACAGAGUCCUUCGGAACGUGAACAGCCAGUUGCUGGUGGUUCGCCCAGAUCUCAACCUGGCAGCCUUUGAGGAUGUGACAGACCAGGAGAUGCAAUCUGGCCAAGGGAUGCACUUCACCAUCCACUGCUACAAAACCACCACCCCUGCAGCAGGGCUGCCUGUUGCCUUCAGUGUGCAGAUAGAAGACAAAAGUUAUUACAUGUGCUGUGAGAAGGAACGUGGGGAAAUGAUCGUUCGAUUCAAGGAAGGAGAAGUUCCCAAAGACAUUCCUGGUGAAAGCAACAUCAUCUUUUUCAAAAAGACGUUUACGUCGAGUUGCUCCAGAGCAUUUAAGUUCGAAUACUCACUGGAAGAAGGAAUGUUCUUGGCCUUUAAGGAAGAAGGCUACUUAAGAAAAUUAAUCCUAAAGAAAUUGUCAGGAAAAGAUGGAGUGGAUGAAACCAUGAAGAUAAGUUUGUCUGAAUUCGGUCAAAAUUAAAGUCACAACCUAUGAUGACAGACUUCCAACAGUUUUAAAAUAUAUUUUGGCUUUUUAUAAAAGAAACUUCAGUCUUUCUUUAUCCAAAACAAGCCAGUUUUCUGUUUUAACUACCAUAAGUCAGUACUUAUAAAAGAAAUAAACAUUUAAAAUAAUAAAUG
Lepidothrix coronata (blue-crowned manakin) is the source of this 1325-nucleotide messenger RNA. It is a transcript of the gene IL18, whose product is annotated as interleukin 18. The transcript has 6 exons. Gene Ontology annotation, molecular function: cytokine activity. Gene Ontology annotation, biological process: immune response; inflammatory response. The record is from RefSeq and is a predicted model, not a curated record. The coding region runs from base 571 to 1164 and encodes 197 amino acids. NCBI's taxonomy places the organism in Eukaryota, Metazoa, Chordata, Aves, Passeriformes, Pipridae.